This is a messenger RNA of Aspergillus ruber CBS 135680, 574 nucleotides long. RefSeq lists its product as uncharacterized. The coding region runs from base 197 to 574 and encodes 125 amino acids. The record is from RefSeq and is a predicted model, not a curated record. NCBI's taxonomy places the organism in Eukaryota, Fungi, Ascomycota, Eurotiomycetes, Eurotiales, Aspergillaceae. The transcript has 3 exons.
AGCGAGAUCGAUUGCUGGAUGGUAGCUGCGAGGCGUGCGUCAAGUCGGAGCAGGUGAAGAAACAGAGUCAUGUUCCAAUCUCACGAGCAAAAAGACCACUGCAACGCGUCUAUAUGGAAUUUUGGGGUCCUAGUCGAGAUAGCAUGGGUGAAGAGAAGUAUUAUCUCUCACUGAUUGAUGAUUGUACACGUUACUCAUGGAUGUUCCUGAAAUCUUCUUGAAUGAAAUCCGGCCUAUCGGCAUGGGCUUCUCGCUGUUCGGUCACUACCCCCAUUCUGCUCCAGACCGCGUCCAUGGGCUUCAACAAAAUGUUGGUUGGAAGUACUGCUUCGUGAUUAUCUGCUGGUCCGCUUUCUUCAUUCCGGUCAUCUAUUUCUUCUUCCCCGAGACCGCCCGCCUGAUCUCGGAAGAAAUAGCCAAGAACUUUGGAGAAGAGGUCGCUGUCCACAUUACUGAUGCGACUGACGCUGAGAGGGCCGAGGUUUGGUCGACAAGUCACCCAGCAACCUCCGACGUCAGCCUCCGGAGAAAGCGAGGGAGAAACGGCGAAGGAGACAGAAGCGCCAAAGGUUGA